This is a messenger RNA of Neomonachus schauinslandi (Hawaiian monk seal), 582 nucleotides long. RefSeq names its product histone H2A type 1-E. The transcript has a single exon. The coding region runs from base 1 to 393 and encodes 130 amino acids. The record is from RefSeq and is a predicted model, not a curated record. Gene Ontology annotation, molecular function: structural constituent of chromatin; DNA binding; protein heterodimerization activity. Gene Ontology annotation, cellular component: nucleosome. Lineage: Eukaryota; Metazoa; Chordata; Mammalia; Carnivora; Phocidae.
AUGUCCGGACGCGGCAAGCAAGGCGGCAAGGCCCGCGCCAAGGCCAAGACGCGCUCGUCGCGGGCCGGCCUGCAGUUCCCGGUGGGCCGCGUGCACCGCCUGCUCCGCAAGGGCAACUACGCCGAGCGGGUCGGCGCCGGCGCGCCCGUGUACCUGGCUGCCGUGCUGGAGUACCUGACGGCCGAGAUCCUGGAGCUGGCGGGCAACGCGGCGCGCGACAACAAGAAGACGCGCAUCAUCCCGCGCCACCUGCAGCUGGCCAUCCGCAACGACGAGGAGCUCAACAAGCUGCUGGGCCGCGUGACCAUCGCGCAGGGCGGCGUCCUGCCCAACAUCCAGGCCGUGCUGCUGCCCAAGAAGACCGAGAGCCACCACAAGGCCAAGGGCAAGUAGUGGUCUAAAUGACCAUUUACGGUAGCUCGAGUAAGUCGAGUCCAAACCAAAGGCUCUUUUCAGGGCCACCUAUAUUUUCUGGAAAAGAACUUUAACAUUUGUUUUAUACUAAAUGAGAAAAAGUGGGACGUAGAAAACUUGAGCCAUUCUCAUCUAUCCUCUAUCCCGGGUUGAAAGCAGAACACUACA